Messenger RNA from Dunckerocampus dactyliophorus (ringed pipefish), 1609 nucleotides. It is a transcript of the gene tubb4bl, whose product is annotated as tubulin, beta 4B class IVb-like. Gene Ontology annotation, cellular component: microtubule; cytoplasm. The coding region runs from base 131 to 1465 and encodes 444 amino acids. Lineage: Eukaryota; Metazoa; Chordata; Actinopteri; Syngnathiformes; Syngnathidae. The record is from RefSeq and is a predicted model, not a curated record. The transcript has 4 exons. Gene Ontology annotation, biological process: mitotic cell cycle; microtubule cytoskeleton organization. Gene Ontology annotation, molecular function: structural constituent of cytoskeleton; GTP binding; GTPase activity.
AGUCCAGUCGAAGCGCUGAGAGGCGGUGCAACGACGACACCGCCACAGAACCCCGAGAAGGCACUCAUCGUCUUCUGCUUUUUCUCUCCGUCGUCACAGCUCCAGCUCGCGUUCUCAAAUUUGCGCAAAAAUGCGUGAAAUUGUGCACUUGCAAGCAGGCCAGUGCGGGAACCAAAUCGGGGCCAAGUUCUGGGAGGUGAUCAGCGACGAGCAUGGCAUCGAUCCCACCGGAACCUACCACGGCGAUAGCGACCUCCAGCUAGACAGGAUCAGCGUCUAUUACAACGAGGCCACUGGUGGGAAGUAUGUCCCCCGUGCCAUCUUGGUGGACCUGGAGCCAGGAACUAUGGAUUCUGUCAGGUCCGGUCCUUUCGGUCAGAUCUUCAGACCGGAUAACUUUGUCUUUGGCCAGAGCGGCGCCGGCAACAACUGGGCCAAGGGUCACUACACGGAGGGUGCCGAGCUGGUGGACUCGGUCCUGGACGUGGUGAGGAAAGAGGCGGAGAGCUGCGACUGCUUGCAGGGAUUCCAGCUCACUCACUCCCUGGGCGGCGGCACCGGCUCGGGUAUGGGCACCUUGCUCAUCAGCAAGAUCCGCGAGGAGUACCCGGACCGCAUCAUGAACACCUUCAGCGUGGUGCCCUCCCCCAAAGUGUCCGACACGGUGGUGGAGCCGUACAACGCCACGCUGUCGGUGCACCAGCUGGUGGAGAACACAGACGAGACCUACUGCAUUGACAAUGAAGCUCUGUACGACAUCUGCUUCCGCACCUUGAAGCUGACCACGCCCACGUACGGAGACCUCAACCAUUUGGUGUCGGCCACCAUGAGCGGCGUCACCACCUGUCUGCGAUUCCCCGGCCAACUCAAUGCCGACCUCCGCAAGCUGGCGGUCAAUAUGGUGCCCUUCCCCCGCCUGCACUUCUUCAUGCCGGGCUUCGCCCCCCUCACCAGCAGGGGGAGCCAGCAAUACCGCUCACUCUCUGUGCCCGAGCUCACCCAGCAGAUGUUUGACGCCAAGAACAUGAUGGCGGCGUGCGACCCGCGCCACGGCCGCUACCUCACCGUUGCCGCCGUCUUCCGCGGCCGCAUGUCCAUGAAGGAGGUGGACGAGCAGAUGCUGAACGUGCAGAACAAGAACAGCAGCUACUUUGUGGAGUGGAUCCCCAACAAUGUGAAGACGGCCGUGUGCGACAUACCGCCCCGCGGCCUCAAGAUGGCCGCCACCUUCAUCGGCAACAGCACGGCCAUCCAGGAGCUGUUCAAGCGCAUCUCGGAGCAGUUCACCGCCAUGUUCCGCCGUAAGGCCUUCCUCCACUGGUACACGGGCGAGGGCAUGGAUGAGAUGGAGUUCACAGAAGCUGAGAGCAACAUGAACGACCUGGUGUCUGAGUACCAGCAGUACCAGGACGCCACCGCCGAGGAGGGAGAGUUCGAGGAGGAGGGAGAGGAGGAGGUGGCCUAAAAAAAAAACACUCCGCCUCCAUUUCACCUCACCCAUCCCCCCUUCAUUUCAUUCCUAUCACUGCACUGACGCCGUGUUCGCUCCAUGUUGCUCUGGUGUUUUAGACGUUGUGUUACCGAUGCAACUCAUGCUAGACAAGGUUUU